Molecule: messenger RNA, 1891 nt
Organism: Drosophila serrata
Lineage: Eukaryota; Metazoa; Arthropoda; Insecta; Diptera; Drosophilidae
Gene: Cyp301a1
Product: Probable cytochrome P450 301a1, mitochondrial
Molecular function (GO): heme binding; monooxygenase activity; iron ion binding
Source: RefSeq, a predicted model, not a curated record
GGUGUGGAGCUCGAUUGCUGUUCCCGCUGGAAUCCACUUUCGGUGCCUCGCGACUGUGUGUGCGUUAAGUCAACGUCACAGCUCUAGACAAUUGGAAAUCGAGGCAUAAAACUAGUGAAAUCUGAUUUGAAUUUAAAUUACCAAGCUUUUGUUAUUGCUGACUCUCGCGCACGGCCCCAAAAUGAACAAACUUCCCAUGCAGGCCUGGCGUUUUACAGCCGUCACCUCGGGUCAGAAUCUGCGACGAAGUGUGUCCAAGAUCGGUGGGUCAACCAGCAGCAGCAUCUUGCCACACGAAAAGCGUCGCGAAAGCUCCACGGGCGUAGCCACCUGUCCACACCUGGCGGAUCAAGAGGAAAGCGAACCCAAUGCCUCCCGCAUACACUCAACGGCCGAGUGGCAGAAUGCCCUGCCCUACAGUCAGAUACCAGGACCGAAGCCCAUACCCAUCCUGGGCAACACCUGGAGACUGAUGCCAAUAAUUGGUCAAUACACCAUCUCGGAUGUGGCCAACAUAUCGUCGCUGCUGCACGAGCGUUACGGCAGAAUUGUGCGUUUUGGAGGCCUCAUUGGAAGGCCCGAUCUAUUGUUCAUCUACGAUGCCGACGAAAUUGAAAAGUGCUACCGAAGCGAGGGACCCACUCCCUUUCGGCCCUCGAUGCCUAGCCUGGUCAAGUACAAGAGCGUAGUGCGCAAGGACUUUUUCGGAGAGCUCGGAGGAGUGGUUGGAGUCCACGGCGAGCCCUGGCGUCAGUUCCGUUCACGUGUCCAGAAACCAGUUCUGCAGCUAUCCACCAUUAGACGCUAUCUCCAGCCCCUGGAAGUAAUCACCGAGGACUUUCUGGUGCGCUGUGAACAACUGUUGGAUGAAAACGAAGAGCUGCCCGAGGAUUUCGAUAAUGAGAUUCACAAAUGGUCCCUAGAAUGCAUUGGUCGCGUGGCUCUGGACACUCGUUUGGGGUGCCUGGAAUCGAAUCUCAAACCGGACUCGGAGCCCCAGCAGAUUAUCGAUGCGGCCAAGUAUGCCUUGCGCAAUGUCGCCACCUUGGAGCUAAAGGCUCCCUACUGGCGAUACUUCCCCACUCCACUGUGGACGCGCUACGUGAAGAACAUGAACUUCUUUGUGGGAGUCUGUAUGAAGUACAUACAGAGUGCCACCGAAAGACUCAAGACCCAGGAUCCCAGCCUGCGUGCUGGAGAACCCUCGCUGGUGGAGAAGGUGAUUCUCUCGGAGAAGGACGAGAAAAUAGCCACCAUAAUGGCUCUUGAUUUGAUUCUAGUCGGCAUAGAUACUAUAUCCAUGGCUGUGUGCUCGAUGCUCUAUCAACUGGCCACACGUCCCGAGGAACAGCAAAAGGUGCACGAGGAGCUGAAGCGCCUGCUGCCGGAUGCCAACACACCACUGACCAUUCCUCUCCUCGAUCAAAUGCACCACCUGAAGGCCUUCAUCAAGGAGGUCUUCCGCAUGUACAGCACAGUGAUUGGGAACGGGCGCACCUUGAUGGAGGACAGCGUGAUCUGUGGCUAUCAGGUGCCCAAGGGCGUCCAGGCCGUAUUCCCUACCAUUGUUACCGGCAAUAUGGAGGAGUAUGUUACAGAUGCAGCCACCUUCCGGCCAGAGAGGUGGUUGAAGCCCCAACACGGCGGAGUGCCCGGCAAACUGCACCCGUUCGCCUCGCUACCCUACGGCUAUGGAGCCCGGAUGUGCCUGGGUCGUCGGUUCGCCGAUCUGGAAAUGCAGAUACUGCUGGCUAAGUUGCUACGCAACUACAAGCUGGAAUACAAUCACAAGCCUUUGGAUUACGCCGUAACCUUCAUGUAUGCGCCUGAUGGACCACUUCGAUUCAAGAUGACGAGAAUUUAGCUUUAGGUUUACAUACAUUUUUUACAC